UGGUCGGUUUCAGUUUUUCGCAAUGUCACAGGCUGAACUGAUUAUACUCUGAUAACUUUUGGUUUCUGGUCCAAAGCGGCUCCCGGUUCUGCUGACACGGGACCGAACGGCUCACAGUUCGGCCUCGGAACCGCGUCCAACACGGCCCGCCGGGUUAUCGGACGGUGAAGCGGCUCCCCCGCAGGCCUCGCUGUUCACCGAGCGAGCAUCGGCGCUCACGCCGCUGUUGGGUGGGUCCAGGUCGGCUGCGGCGGCGGCAUGGAGCCGGGGCACCGCUAGCUUGGUGCUGGUUCUGGGAGAUGAGAAGAACCGUUUCCUCCGAGUCGUUUCCGGUCCAGGAGGUCGGAUGUCAGGAUGAACGGAACUCAGCAGAAUGAUGCGAAGAGACAGAACCUCCUCGAGAGGCUGCUGGACGCCGUCAAACAGUGCCAAAUCCGCUUUGGAGGAAGAAAAGAGAUCGCCACGGACUCGGACAGCAGGGUGAUCUGCCUGUGCGCUCAGUUCGAGGCGGUGCUGCAGCACGGCCUGAGGAAGAGCAAAGGCCUGGCGCUGACCGCUGCAGCGCUGAAGCAGGCUGCCGGCUUCAGCAGCAAGACGGACGCAGAGCUGACCUUCUGGCUGAACGUGAAGGAGCAGCUGAACCGCCAUGAGCUGCAGCGGUUCUACUCGCUGCGCCACAUCUCGUCCGAACUGGGCCGGGGCCGGGCCUGGCUGCGCUGCGCCCUGAACGAACACUCGCUGGAGCGCUACCUGCACACGCUGCUGGCUGACCGCCCGCGGCUCGGGACCUUCUAUGAAGACUGGGCUUUUGUUCUGGACGAGGAGAGAGCAAGUAUGCUGCCAACCAUGGCUGCAGGUUUGAACUCCAUCCUGUUCGCCAUCAACAUCGACAACAGCGACCUGAACGGCGGCGCGCCGCGCGGUGGCGGCGGCGGCUCGUCCGUCUCCAGCCUGCUGAAGGAAUCCACCCAGGGCUUCGGCAGCCUGCUGAAGGAAUCCACCCAGGGCGUCAGCUCCCUGCUGCGGGAGAUCAGCACCGCCACCGCCGUGGUGCCCGGCUUCACCCCGAAGCCCGACGCCUCCGACCCGCUGCCCGUCCUGCCCCGCAGCGCCUCUGCUGGUAGGAAGCCGCGCUGCGUCCUGGAGACAACCGGCCGCUCCGGUUCCUACCGAUCUGUGGCUUGGUUAGGAAAUGAUGUUGACGUUUACAAAUUUAGCUUCAGAAUAGUGAAAUUAAAAUGUGCAGACGCUCCGUCUGCGCUGGUGAACAUUCACUCACCUCUGGAUUACAAAUGCUUGAUGUGUCAGAGGGAGUCGCAGGGCUGGCCGAUCAACAUUGAUGACGCGUUAUCAGUAUCGAUAGAAACUGUAGCCGGGUUGAGAGGAGCAGCUCUGGGUUCGGGAAGCCGCCCUGCCGUCGCCCUGCGAGCCGCCCUGCGAGCCGCCCUGCGAGCCGCCCUGCGAGCCGCCCUGCGAGCCGCUCUGCGAGCCGCUCUGCCUUUGAACGGAACAAACUCGGAGCUGCGUCAGGCCAUCGUAGCCAUGAUGAACAGGAAGGACGAGCUGGUGGAGGAGAACACGUCUCUGCGCAGCCUGCUGGACGGCGAGAUGGAGCACUCAGCCGGCCUGAGGCGGGAAACCGAGCUGCUCAGGAAGAAGCUGGCAGAGCUGGAGGAGAGGCACGGGGCCAAGGUCCAGGCGCUAGCCAGGGAGAACGAAGUCCUGAAGGUCCAGCUGAAGAAGUAUGUCGGCGCCGUUCAGAUGCUCAAGAGAGAAGGGAGCCAAGACAACGACGGUCUGUCCGUCCUGCGGUCCAGUGAAGACCAGCUCCCCUCGCUGCAGAGCAAAUGCAUCGGGGACAUCGAGGAGCUCGCCGCCAGCUACGAGCGAAAGCUCAUAGAGGUGGCGGAGAUGCACGGCGAGCUGAUCGAGUUUAACGAGCGCCUGUACCGCUCGCUGAUGGCGAAGGACCAGCUGAUCGUCCAGAUGAGGCAGGAGCUGAUCGACCUCAGAGGCCCGGUCCCAGGAGAUUUAAGCCAGACGUCAGAUGAUCCCAGCCUGUCGGAUUUUGAGACGGCUCAUCGGGCUCUCGUCAACGUGUGGAUCCCCUCAGUGUUCCUGCAGGGCAGAGCUGCCAACGCCUACCACGUCUACCAGGUUUACAUCCGCAUCCUGGACAACGAGUGGAACGUCUACAGACGCUACACCGAGUUCAGAGAGCUGCACAACCAGCUGAGGGCCCAGUUCCCACAGGUGGACACCUUCAGCUUCCCACCCAAGAAAGCCAUUGGGAACAAGGAUGCGAAGUUCGUGGAGGAGCGGAGGAAGCAGCUGCAGGGCUACCUGCGCACCGUGAUGAACAAGCUGAUCCAGGCGCUGCCAGAGUUCACCGCCCGGCCCACCAAAGAGACGCUGCUGGCUCUGGUACCGUUCUGCCAAGACGCCCUCCAGGGGAACGAAGGCGGCUCCAAGACGCCCCGGUCCAGAACCUCGUCCCGCUUCCCCCGACUGGGCCGCAGCCGCACGCAGGACGCUCGACCCGAGCCGCAGAGCGGCGACCUUUGACCCCGGGACGGCACAGACUCUGAGGACGUUCAGGGGCCGCUGUGGAGAUUUAUUUAAACUGGUGGCGCUUCCGGCCGACCCAAACAUCCAGAACCGGGUCCGGACGGUUCUGCCUCAGAUCAAACCGGUUCUGGGACUUUUACUCACUUUUGUAGUUGAAGUCUUCACAGUGCCUACCAUGUUUUGUAGCUUCUCUCCUGGACCUGGGGGAGGUCAGGGGUCAUCAGCUGUCCCAGUGCCAGACUGGACCUCACACUGCUGGCAUUCCUCCUCCCUGCCUUUGUUGUUAUUGUUACUCUCUCUGUCCUGUCGUUGCUUUUAUAAAUGUGCUGGAUCGUGUCGUCGCCACGGCGACUCGUUCUGUUUUCUACGAUAGCAGAGGAGGAUUCUGGGAAACGGGAGGAUCGGAUGAGCCAAGCGACACCAUGAAUAAUCUGUAAUUUGGCUCAGAUUAGGCCUUCCUGGUUUCCAACGACUCGAUGGCGUCAUGUUGCUACGGCGAUGAGAUUAUUAAAGCCAAAACUGAAAAACUC
Molecule: messenger RNA, 3098 nt
Organism: Poecilia reticulata (guppy)
Lineage: Eukaryota; Metazoa; Chordata; Actinopteri; Cyprinodontiformes; Poeciliidae
Source: RefSeq, a predicted model, not a curated record